This is a messenger RNA of Cucumis melo (muskmelon), 673 nucleotides long. RefSeq lists its product as uncharacterized. The transcript has a single exon. The coding region runs from base 153 to 362 and encodes 69 amino acids. The record is from RefSeq and is a predicted model, not a curated record. NCBI's taxonomy places the organism in Eukaryota, Viridiplantae, Streptophyta, Magnoliopsida, Cucurbitales, Cucurbitaceae.
AUCAACACACUUAUUCACUCCUUAUAAUCCCCUUCUUUACUUUCAGCUACAUCCAAUUCAACCCUUGAAUUCUCUCCCUUUCAUUGACACUUGAAGCGUGAUUCUAUCUACUAGUUCAAUUUCAAAGCAUACCUCAUUUUGUGUGGGUAGAGAUGAGUGCAGACUGGGGUCCAGUUGUGGUGGCGGUGGCGUUGUUCAUUCUCCUCUCGCCGGGGCUGCUUUUUCAGUUGCCGGCGAGAAUCAGGGUGGUGGAGUUUGGGAAUAUGAACACCAGUGGGAUUGCCAUUUUGGUACAUGCCAUCAUAUUCUUCUGCAUACUUACCAUAUUGAUCAUUGCAAUUGGUAUUCACAUACACGUUUAGCAAUUUCAUCAUUUGCUUUGGCUAUACCUUCAGCAAAUGAAUUGCUUGAUCCUUUUUUUUUUCUCCAUUUUCACUAGGAUUUUAGCAUACUUCUGCCUAUAUUUUCUUCCAUUUCUUGUUUUCUUCUUCCCUUUCAACAAUAACUUACUAUGUUGUGAUCUGUCUAAAUGUAAACUAUAAUUUCCAUUCUUUUUGGGGGUUAAUAAGAAAGGUAAAGUUCUGUAAACACUCAUAUCUCGAGCAAAGUUCUCAAUUUUCUUACCAAUUGAUAAUAAUAUACUUAUUGUAACUUGCUUUCAUUAUGAAACAAA